AGAGGCAGAGCUGGAGUUCAAGCAUUCAGCCCCUGCCCACAGAGGUGGGUGCAGCCAUGGACCCCCUUUCGCCACAGCCCAACUGGACUGAGAUUGUGAACAAAAAGCUCAAAUUCCCCCCCACACUCCUGCGUGCCAUCCAGGAGGGCCAGCUGGGUCUUGUGCAGCAGCUGCUGGAAUCCAGUUCCGAUGCCUCGGGUGCUGGGCCAGGUGGUCCUCUGCGGAAUGUGGAAGAGUCUGAGGACCGCUCCUGGAGGGAAGCCCUCAACCUGGCCAUCCGCCUGGGCCACGAGGUCAUCACUGAUGUUCUGCUGGCCAAUGUCAAAUUCGACUUUCGGCAGAUCCACGAAGCCCUGCUAGUGGCUGUGGACACAAACCAGCCAGCAGUGGUGCGUCGCCUGCUAGCGCGGCUGGAGCGGGAGAAAGGUCGAAAAGUAGACACCAAGUCUUUCUCUCUAGCCUUCUUUGACUCAUCGAUUGAUGGCUCCCGCUUUGCCCCUGGUGUCACUCCACUCACACUGGCCUGCCAGAAGGACCUGUAUGAGAUUGCCCAGCUGCUUAUGGACCAGGGCCAUACCAUUGCUCGGCCCCACCCAGUUUCCUGUGCCUGCCUCGAGUGCAGCAAUGCCCGCCGAUACGACCUGCUGAAGUUCUCACUAUCCCGAAUCAACACCUACCGAGGCAUUGCAAGCCGGGCUCACCUCUCGCUGGCCAGUGAGGAUGCCAUGCUGGCCGCUUUUCAGCUCAGCCGGGAGCUCAGGCGCCUUGCACGAAAGGAGCCUGAGUUUAAGCCUCAGUACAUUGCCCUGGAGUCUCUCUGCCAGGACUAUGGCUUCGAGUUGCUGGGCAUGUGCCGAAAUCAGAGUGAGGUCACCGCAGUGCUCAAUGACCUGGGUGAGGAUAGUGAGACUGAGCCUGAGGCUGAGGGCCUGGGUCAGGCCUUUGAGGAGGGCAUCCCCAACCUGGCAAGACUGCGGUUGGCUGUCAACUACAACCAGAAACAGUUUGUAGCACAUCCCAUCUGCCAGCAAGUUCUGUCUUCCAUCUGGUGUGGGAACCUGGCUGGCUGGCGUGGAAGCACCACCAUCUGGAAGCUCUUUGUUGCCUUCCUCAUCUUCCUCACCAUGCCCUUCCUCUGCAUUGGCUACUGGCUGGCGCCCAAGUCCCAGCUGGGCCGCCUGCUGAAGAUCCCGGUGCUGAAGUUCCUGCUGCAUUCUGCCUCCUACCUGUGGUUCCUUAUCUUCUUGCUGGGAGAGUCUCUGGUCAUGGAGACCCAGCUGAGCACCUUCAAAGGCCGCAGCCAGAGUGUCUGGGAGACUUCACUACAUAUGAUCUGGGUCACAGGCUUCCUAUGGUUUGAAUGCAAGGAGGUGUGGAUCGAGGGCUUGCGGAGCUACCUCCUGGACUGGUGGAACUUCCUGGACGUGGUCAUCCUGUCCCUGUACUUGGCAUCCUUUGCACUGCGCCUCCUCCUGGCUGGGCUUGCCUACAUGCACUGCCGUGAUGCCUCAGACAGCACCACCUGCCGCUAUUUCACCACAGCUGAGAGAAGUGAGUGGCGUACAGAGGACCCCCAGUUUCUGGCUGAGGUGCUCUUUGCUGUCACCAGCAUGCUCAGCUUCACCCGACUGGCAUAUAUUCUGCCAGCUCACGAAUCGCUGGGCACACUGCAGAUCUCCAUCGGCAAGAUGAUUGACGACAUGAUCCGGUUCAUGUUCAUCCUCAUGAUCAUCCUGACUGCCUUCCUCUGUGGCCUCAACAACAUCUAUGUGCCCUACCAGGAAUCCGAGAAGCUAGGCAAUUUCAACGAAACGUUCCAGUUUCUCUUUUGGACCAUGUUCGGCAUGGAAGAGCACACAGUGGUGGACAUGCCUCAGUUCCUGGUGCCUGAGUUCGUGGGCAGGGCCAUGUACGGCAUCUUUACCAUCGUCAUGGUCAUUGUGCUACUUAACAUGCUUAUUGCCAUGAUCACCAACUCCUUCCAGAAGAUCGAGGAUGAUGCUGAUGUGGAGUGGAAGUUUGCUCGCUCCAAGCUCUACCUGUCCUACUUCCGAGAGGGUCUGACGCUGCCUGUGCCCUUUAACAUCCUGCCAUCCCCAAAGGCCGCCUUCUACCUCGUCAGGAGAAUUUUCCGGUUCCUUUGCUGUGGCUCCUCCUGCUGCAAAGCCAAGAAGUCGGACUACCCGCCCAUCGGGACCUUUACCAACCCCGGGGCAAGGGCGGGCUCCGCCGGGGAAGGAGAACGCGUGUCCUACCGCCUUCGAGUCAUCAAGGCUCUGGUGCAGCGCUACAUAGAGACUGCCCGGCGCGAGUUCGAGGAGACCCGUCGGAAAGACCUGGGCAACAGACUGACAGAGCUGACCAAGACUGUGUCUCGACUGCAAAGCGAGGUGGCCAGUGUGCAGAAGAACCUGGCGGCGGGAGGGGCACCACGGCCUCCGGAUGGUGCCAGCAUCCUCAGUAGAUACAUCACCCGAGUGCGCAACAGCUUCCAGAACCUGGGCCCCCCUACCUCUGACACCCCAGCAGAGCUGACUAUGCCUGGGAUUGUGGAGACCGAAGUCUCUUUAGGAGAUGGCCUUGAUGGCACAGGUGAAGCUGGAGCUCCCGCUCCUGGAGAGCCCGGCUCUUCCUCCUCUGCCCAUGUGCUGGUUCACAGGGAGCAAGAAGCAGAGGGGUCAGGGGACUUGCUCCUGGAAGGAGAUCUGGAGACCAAGGGCGAGUCCUAAGGCAACAGAAGGGUCUCUUCUGUCACUAAGUGCAGCUGCUGUGUUGGGUAGAGCCAGGGUCUCACAGUAGAAGACCAUGGUGCUUUUUAAUAUUAUUAUUAUUUAUUUUAUUUUAUUUUAUUUUAUUUGUUUUUUUGCCUCAGUAAAAUUUCUGCUGUGGAAGUCAGAUGGUAGUCUCCAUCUCUUGGCAUCCUAAGAUUCCUUCCUUUACUUCCCCUAAAAUGGACGCUGUGGGAGGAGGGAAGAGAGAAACAGCUUGCUUUGAGUUCUGGGGUUUAGAAUCCUACUUUUGGGAUUCCUUAGGUCUUUAGUGAAAAACGUUCUGGCCUAGGAGACUGGAAGACUGGGAGCUAGGAGGCCAGAGAAGCAGGAGACCUGAGUGGGUAGGUCUGAGAGAUGGGAGGCCUGGAGGUGGUGCCCUUUCUUGGCCUGGCAUUCUCUUCAGGGAUGGGUAUCAAUCUAUCCCCUCCCUGACUUCAUGAGGCCCCUGUGGCUGUUAAGAAGCAUCAGGCACAGAGGCUACAAUGUGUGACCCGGAUGACUGGGAAAUUAGUUUCCAUCCCUCGACUUUCAAGCUUGUCAAGGACAAAUGACGUCAUGCAAUAAACCAGUC
Molecule: messenger RNA, 3342 nt
Organism: Mus musculus (house mouse)
Lineage: Eukaryota; Metazoa; Chordata; Mammalia; Rodentia; Muridae
Gene: Trpc2
Product: transient receptor potential cation channel, subfamily C, member 2
Exons: 13
Coding region: 57-2729 (890 amino acids)
Biological process (GO): single strand break repair; calcium ion transmembrane transport
Cellular component (GO): membrane; nucleus; plasma membrane
Molecular function (GO): calcium channel activity; damaged DNA binding
Source: RefSeq, marked validated